This is a messenger RNA of Pestalotiopsis fici W106-1, 1017 nucleotides long. RefSeq lists its product as uncharacterized. The transcript has 4 exons. Gene Ontology annotation, molecular function: dioxygenase activity. The record is from RefSeq and is a predicted model, not a curated record. The coding region runs from base 1 to 1017 and encodes 338 amino acids. NCBI's taxonomy places the organism in Eukaryota, Fungi, Ascomycota, Sordariomycetes, Amphisphaeriales, Sporocadaceae.
AUGGGCUCUAUCCCCACUAUCGAUUUCCAGGCAUGGUUCGGCCAAGAUGAGGACGCGAAGGCACAACUCAUCGAACAGCUACGAAGCGCAUGCGAGACCCAUGGCUUCUUCGCCCUGAUCAACCACGGAAUUCCACAAUCACUUCUCGACUCCAUGUUGGAACAGAGUGCAGACUUCUUCUCACUCCCUAUCGAGAAAAAAGAGCAAUACAAUAAAGACUUGGGAGGCUACAACCGAGGGUACGAGAGGCUUCGUGCCCAGAACUUCGAGAAGCGAACCGAUGGUGACUUAAAGGAGGGCUACUAUUUGGGCAUUGACCUUCCUGAAUCCCACCCUGCUGUGGUAUCAAAGAAGUUUAACCUCGGCCCAAAUAAGUACCCCGACGCAGUCAGCGACCCGACCAAGUUCAAGGAAAUCAUCGACAGUUAUACUGAUUCAGCAAUCAAACUGGCUGAGAACCUUGUUCGUGCUCUCUGCAGAACACUAGAUAUCACAGACGACUGGGUGUCGGGAUUUGUCGACGUACCUAUCGCCGUUCUGCGCUUGCUUCACUAUCCUCCACAGGCGCCGGAUGCAUCUGAAUUGGAACGAGGCAUCGGAGCUCACACCGACUUUGGUGCUGUGACCAUCUUGCUUCAGGAUAUGAUCGGCGGGCUUCAAGUUUGGGAUCGUGCCGACAACAGGUGGGCUGACGUGACACCCCAGCGCGGUGCACUGGUUGUCAAUCUUGGAAAUCUCAUGAUGCGAUGGACUAACGACCGCUACAUUUCGAACUUACACCGCGUGAUUAACAAAUCGGGCAAGGAACGUUACAGCAUUCCAUUUUUCUUCUCCGGGAACCCUGACUUCUUAGUUGAAUGCUUCUCCAAGUGUUUGGGCCAGAAUGCCGUCGCAAAAUAUCCUUCAGUCACGGUUGGGGAAUGGAUUUCGGGGAGAUAUGCGGACACCUAUGGCACAUCAAAAGAAAAGGCCGUGGGCGAGCUCUCUGUUGCGGAAGCCAAUGCAGGUAUUGUGUAG